Callorhinus ursinus (northern fur seal) is the source of this 3012-nucleotide messenger RNA. Lineage: Eukaryota; Metazoa; Chordata; Mammalia; Carnivora; Otariidae. The record is from RefSeq and is a predicted model, not a curated record.
AUGCGAGAGGAGGAGGCAGUGGGAGGUUCGGGGAAGCCCUGGGGGUGCGUGGGGCGGCGCGAGCCGGGGGCGCCGGAGACCGACGGUUCCGGGGCCCCCGGCGACCCCGCGCGCAGGGCGCGGCCCCGGGUCCGGAGCGCGUGCGGCUGGUGGCCGCUUGUUGUUUGGUCGCUGCGGCUGGCCUCGGGCGGGCUGUGCGCCCCGCGGACGCGCGGCAGGCUGCAGUGCCUGCAGGUGUCCGUGUUCGCCAACCGCAGCUGGGCGCGCACCGACGGCCUGGCGCGGCUCGAGGAGCUGCAGGUCGACGGCUGGAGAAACGGCUCGGACUCCAUCCGCUUCCUCAAGCCCUGGGCGCGGGGCCCGUUCGGCGAGGGGCAGUGGGACGAGCUGCAGCGGCUACUCAGUGUGUACCGUGGAAGCUUCACCAGGGACAUGCACGAAUUCGUCAAAAUGCUGCGCCUGGACUAUCCCUUUGGGGUCCAGGUGUCUGCUGGCUGCGAGCUGCGCCCCGGGAACACCUCCGAAAGCUUCUUUCACGCAGCAUUUCAAGGAAAAGAGAUCAUGAGUUUCCAAGGAACUGUUUGGAUGCCAGCCCCAGAUGCCCCCUAUUGGGUGGGCAGGGCCACCAAAGAGCUCAACCAGGACCAGGGGACCAGAAAGACCCUACAGUGGCUCCUCAAUGACACCUGCCCCCAGUUUGUCAGAGGCCUCCUUGAGGCAGGGAAGUCGGAACUGGAGAAGCAAGUGAGGCCGGAGGCCUGGCUGUCCACGGGUCCCGGCCGUCUGCUGCUGGUGUGCCGCGUCUCUGGCUUCCACCCAAAGCCUGUGUGGGUGAUGUGGAUGCGGGGUGAGCAGGAGCAGCGGGGCACGCAGCGAGGCGACGUCCUGCCCCAUGCUGAUGGGACAUGGUAUCUCCGAGUGACCCUGGACGUGGCGGCCCGGGAGGCAGCUGGUCUGUCGUGCCGAGUGAGACACAGCAGUCUAGGGGGCCAGGACAUAAUCAUCCACUGGGAGGGGAGCCACUCCUCCAUGUGGCUGAUGCUUGUGGCCUUGCUGGGGUCCUUACUGAUGAUUGGAUGCUUAGCCCUCUGGUAUAGGAGGCACCGCUCCUAUCAAGGCAUCCUGUGACUGCUCGCCUCACCUGUCUGGGACUCAGGAUCGCAAGUGCCCAGGACGUCAGCUCAGCAGCUGAGGGUGACAGGAAAGCUGCCUUGAAGAAUCAGGCAGCAGUCACAGAGCAGUUCUCGUCAUGUCCUUUUCACAUUUCAUGUAAGAAGAUUGAAGUUCUUCUUCAGUAUAGUGCAAGUUUAUAAGCCCCCAUGGUUCUAUUAAAAAUAGACGUGCAAACUUCCAGGGACAAGCAGAUACAGGCUGGGGUGUAAGGUUGUGCGUGGUCACUGGAUGGUGCAGUCUGCAGUGAAUUGGGAAGUGAUUGCUCCUGAGGAAGCAGGUCCAGCUGCUUGCUGUCAAGGAUAAAGGGAGACCUACCAAAAAAUGAAUGAAUUUCUAAAGUAAGACCCUGGCUUGGCUGUAGCCUACAUUUUUCAAGAAAAGUGGACGUCUAGAUUUUUGUGUGAACAUGCCUGAUACUAAAAUGUGCACUCAAGCUUUUACAAACUGUUUGGGACACCCCGGAUACAUCUCUGCUUCUCGAUGACAGUGUGGGGGCUCCUUGGAUAAAAGUUUGUCCUGAAUGACAAAUUGGUAGUUUUAGGGCAUAGUUUCUUUUGUGAAUUUGGACUUAUAAAGGGGGGGGGGGCGUUUUCUUCUUUAAAAGAAAAUUAGGUUGUAAGAAACAGGUUUCUCAAGAUUUUAUUUGGUGCAACUGAUUUAUAAGGAGAAAUCAUAGUGUACGUGUAUUAGGUAGAAAAAAAAGUUACUCUGGGUAGGGAUAUUUCUCCCAAAUGGCCAGUCACUUUUUUCAGAUUGGAGGAAGUCAGUCAUGAAGGUGUCCCCACAAACAGGCUCCCCCACUUACAGCUAUUAAGUGAGACAAUGCUCAGGAAGAGGGUAAACCCACUUGGGCAGGUGUGAGCUGCCCUGAUCAGCACCCAGCUGUUUGCUCUGUUCCUAGUUAAGGAUCCUUGAACAUCCAGAAGACAUGGGACUAAACUUUCAGAGAGUCUUUGCUUGAGAAAAUUAAGCAUUGACAUCUUGUAUGCUGAACUUUCUGGUUGAGCCUCAGAUGUGGGUGAAGAUCUUGCCAGCUCCUAAAUCAGUGGUUCCCAAUUGUGAUCUCCUGACCAGCAGCCUCAACACCACUGGGGACUUGCACAUUGUUCUGGACCCCAUCUCGGACCUCCUAAAUAAGAAAUGGGAGUGGGGCCCCCCGUAAUCUGUGUUUGAACGAGCCCUUAGGUGGAUCUGGUGUUCAGCCGCUGUGCUUUGGGUCACGCGGUGCUACAAAUUCCUCAGAAUGAUUGUAAGUGAAAAUAUUGGCCUGGGAUUAGUCAGGGAAGGCUUCCUGGAAGGGGCAUCUGACGCAGGACUUGUACAGGUAGUGAGGGGAACCCGCAGGUGCACUGGGUCAGGAGACCAGAGUUUUGGCCUUGGACUCAGUGUCUUCCUGUGUCAAGUGGAACCAGGAAGCAGAUCCUCAGAGCGGCCGCAAACCUGCCAGUGCCUCGGUCUUGGACUGCCAGCCUCCAGACCCGUGAGAGAUACAUUUCCCUUGUUUAUAAGACACCCCUCCCAAGGCAUUUUGUAAAUGCAGCCUGAAUGGGUUAGGACAGAUUAUCUCGCAGAGGGUGGGGAGCAAAUGUAUGACUGUGUGGCUGUCUAUGAUGCCUUCAAACCAGGGGCCCAAUACUGCCCCCAGGCAGGCCAUGCGGUUCAGCUUGGCUUCCUCUGGCUGCGCCAAGGCUCUGAACCCGUCCUACCGGCCGGCUGCGUUCUUAGGGCAUGUGUGUUAAAAGCCCUUCUGAAGUCUUUUUGGAAAUGCGUCAGCAUGAGUUUACAGAAACUCUGGUUCAUUUUAAAGAAAUUGAUUUAUUUUGGAAAUAAAGUCCUAUC